AUGAAAAUUAAUUGGAGACAUCCGGAUAUCUUUGUUUCAUGGAGAGCACUUUUGGCUGAAUUUAUUGGUACAGCCAUUUUCGUGUUUUUAGGUUCCAUGAGUGCAGUCUUCUCUCCGAAAGUCGAACCUCUUUCGGCUGCUUUGGGUCAUAUCUUUGCUCUCUUGUGUUGCAUUCACAUUUUUGGUCCAAUUUCUGGCGCUCACUUUAACACUGCUGUUACCUUUGGUGCCUUAAUUACGAGAAAUAUUGGACUCACUGCUGGUUUGGCCUACAUGAUUGUUCAAUUAUUGGGAAGUAUUUUAGGAGCUUCAUUGUGUUUAGGAAUUGGAAAGAGUGUGGAAGCUGCUGUUUUUAAUCCACCAACUGAGUUAGCAGAUGCAUGGAGAGGUUUUGGUUUGGAAAUUAUUUUAACCUUUGUGUUGAUGAUUACCAUUUUUGGUACUGCUAUUAAGCCACAACAUUUCAGUAAGAAUGAUGGAAUGGGAUCCGUUGGUGGAUUAAUUGCCGCCUUUCCAAUUGCUUUUGCCUUAGGAGCGGAUGCCAUGGCUGGCCCAUUAACUGGAGCUUCCAUGAAUCCAGCACGUGCAUUUGGUCCUCAACUUGUUGGAAAUUUAUGGCCCAGACACUCCUGGAUUUAUUACACAGCACCAUUUCUUGGAAGUGCUUUGGGUGCAUUGUGUUAUGAAUUUGUAUUAACAAAACCAAAGAAAUUGAGUCAUUAUGCUUCUCUAUUGCAUAUCAAGACAAAGAGUCAUGACAGUGAUGAGGAAGAAGAAUUUAAUGAGAAGAAUGGUUUAUUGACAUCAAAUGCUUCUUCUUCAAAGGAGGGAAUUUUGUAUACCAGUACCAAUUAA
This is a messenger RNA of Naegleria fowleri, 855 nucleotides long. RefSeq lists its product as uncharacterized. The record is from RefSeq and is a predicted model, not a curated record. Gene Ontology annotation, molecular function: water channel activity. Gene Ontology annotation, cellular component: plasma membrane. Bases 1 to 855 code for a protein of 284 amino acids. The transcript has 6 exons. NCBI's taxonomy places the organism in Eukaryota, Heterolobosea, Eutetramitea, Acrasida, Naegleriidae. Gene Ontology annotation, biological process: transmembrane transport.